UUUGCUGGAGCUACGCCGUGUUUCUCUUCGGCUAACUGAAUUAGCAAACCUCAAAGCAGCGUAAUUUAAUGCCAUCUGCGGUGUCUACGCGUGUAAAUCAACUUCUACAAGGUUUGGACAGAUGUGGUGGUGCCGCUACAUGUCAGGGCUCAUUCGUCCUCAGUUUAUUCAGGAUCAACUCUUUCUAAACUGAACAGCAUGUUUCGUAUGUGAAGAGAAGCCUCCACGUCACACAGUCGGAGAACAGAUUUCAUAAUAAUGGAAGCAGCCUGAUGCAUGAUGUGAGCUGUGUGGUAUGUAAAAGCCUCCUGAAACCCUGGAAGUGGCUGCUGAUAUGGUGGACCUGAGACUGGCUCCAAGAAGCCCCCAGUCUCCAUUUUUCAUGAGAGUCUGGGGAAACGUUGCCACAGAUUAUGGAUCUAGGAUAUCACCUUCCAUGAGUUUCCAGUUUUACAGCGCUUCAGUCAAACAGCUGUAAGGGACAUGGAGUGGGAAGCAACUGAGAAGGAGAUGGAUGGAGUUACAGACACUGACGAGGACAUCCCUAUAGGUGAUUCCACCUUAGAGACCAAAUCUAGUCAGUGUGAGGACAGAGAGACUGAUGAUGACUGCGAGCAGGAGAACACAACCGCCAGUUUCAAAUCUCAGGACACCCCAAACCCAGCCACCCCACAAGACUUCGGAAUUGAUGAAGCAGAGUAUUGUGGAUCUACAGCGGCCAAAGAGGACACUGAGCAGGCUUCGGAUGGGUUCGAGCAUGACGGCGAAGAAGAGGAAGAUAUUGAGAAGGAGCAGCACAUGAAUGGAGAGUCUGGCUGGAGGAGCCUGGGAGGCGGGCGGAGAUGCAAACUGAAGAGCAGUGGUUCAUUUUCAGAGCAGAGCAGUCAAAGUGCUUUUGCUUCUUUUCAAAAAAGCAAUGUUAUAUCCAGCGGUGGCCGGCACAAGCAGACCCGCAGACGUCACCACCACCAUCAGCAGAACCGGAGCCGCAGGCGGACAGGCAACCAGCUCAUCUUAGCUUUCAAGGAGAUGCUGUCAGAGUCUCUCAGCUUCUGGUGCAUCUCCUGCGUCCACAUGAUGAUUGAGAUUAUUGUCACAUUAACUCACAAUUGUGGAGUCUGUGUGGAGGCUGUAGGAGUGAAACUUUAUAACUUUGGACAGCAGCUUCUUUCAAAGAUCACAGAUAUACACGGGAUGAAGGCGGAUGCUAGUCGGAUUUUGAAAUGGACUAAAUGCACAGGAGUAGACGUGGUGGAUAAAAUUGUCAGGUCGGUGAAGUGGGUAAAGACAGCUGCCUUAUCUUGUUUCAGACUUUUCUGUGCUUUGGCUAUUCUCGGGUCCCAGUGGGCAAAGGGUGUGGUGGUCCGACUUGGUGGAGAGCGGGGAAAACGCUACUGGACAUCUUUUCAGGAGUCAAGGUUUUGGAAGCGGGUUGUUUCCCUGCUGGAGAGAGUUCAGAGACGGUUCAAGAGAGAUGCCCGCGCACCACCAUCCACACAUGAGUCACCUGGCAGAGCAGGGAGGGGCCAGUCCGGCCAGGAGCUGGAGAGACUGCUGGCCUUGGCCGAGAUACCGGAGAACGAGCUUGACCCCUUUACAGUGCUCGGUGUGGAGGUACACGCCUCUGAGGCUGAGCUGAAGAAGGCCUACAGACAGCUGGCUGUCCAGGUCCAUCCAGACAAAAAUAAACACCCACGAGCUGGAGAGGCGUUCAAAGUAUUGAGGGCUGCCUGGGAUAUUGUCAGUAACCCAGAGACACGACGAGAGUAUGAGUUGAAACGCAUGGCAGCAACUGAGCUCUCCAAGUCCAUGAACGAGUUUCUCACUAAACUGCAGGAUGACCUGAAGGAAGCCAUGAACACCAUGAUGUGCACCAAGUGUGAAGGCAAACACAAGCGGUUCGAGAUGGAUCGUGAAGUGGCGGAGGCCCGGUUCUGUGCUGAAUGCAAUCGUUGCCAUAGCGCUGAGGAGGGGGACCUAUGGGCCGAGUCUAGCAUGUUGGGCCUUCGCAUAACAUACUUUGCCUGUAUGGACAGCAAGGUCUAUGAUAUAACAGAGUGGGCAGGUUGUCAAAGAAUAGUCAUUUCUCCUGACACUCACCGUGUGCCCUAUCACAUCUCCUUUGGUUCAAAGAACAACAGCAGCGCCACACGACACAGGACAACCUCGGAGAGCGCCACAGGCCCCACCAAUCCCGCUGACUUGCAGGACUUCUUCAACCGCAUCUUCAAAGGAGGACCUCCUAAUGACAUGGCUGCCAACGGGGGCUUCUUCCCCUCAGGUCCCCCUCAGCACCCACCACCUGGUGCUGGGGUUCCGCCGUUCUCCCCUCCCCCAGGCCAGACAGGCUUCAACAUGCCGGGGGGUCCACGGCCAGAGCCCAGCGAGACUUGGGCUGAGAGCGGCAAACCCCCCAGGAGGAGGAAGAAGGUCCGUAAACCCUUCCAGAGGUGAAGUCUGUUCACUCCUCACGGUAUCAAUAAAGCAACACAGGGAGACAAUAAAUAAUGGCCAUGUUUGUCUAUCGCCUGCCUGUUGGCAUGCCAAGAUCUGGACUGAAGGAGAUGAAUGUGGGUAAGGAUCAGCCAGAGGAGAAAGAGACUGGAUCAUGAAGAGGAGUGUGUGUGGACUGAAUACAGUAUUGAAGGAGGGCUGAAGAGGUGGCAGUGGUGGUGCUUUACCUCUCAUUUUACCUUAUUUUUCUGUUGGUCUUUAAGACAACUGUAGCCUUGGCAUUGAAAUCCUUUUCAGGAUGCUGUCACAAAACAUUUUCAUAAUCUCCUGCCAAAUCCUGCGACGCAUGAUUUACUCACCUGCAUUUUGACACACUUCAGUUCUCUCAGUUGUGUUAUUCAUAUUGGAUCCCAGAAUAUUUCAACAAGGACUCCAACACAUCUUAACUAAAUUGACAAAAACAGCAGUUUGAGAACUUGCUGUGGUCCUCUGGUAGUCGGCACACAGGCAGCAAACACUUUAAUUAUGAAUGGCUCAAUGGAAGUCAAAUCUCCUGGGACAACCAGUGUUCAUGCAUAUUUUGGCAUCGUUAUUAUUAUUUUUAACAGGAAAAUAUCCUCUUAAAACUCAUUUAUCAUAACAUUUAAUAGAGAUUUUUCUAUGGUGACAUUUGGUGAAAUGAAAAUAUAAUUUUUUUGGUCAGGUCCAAUGGUUAAAUGUUUUUAAAACAAGCAUGUUAUUGCUUUAUGAAGAUCAGAGUCACGGUCACACCCUGUACCCACACCCUCACGAGAGAACACUCACAACAUUAGGUUUGUUUUUCAGGGUUACAUUUAAAACAUGUCAAACCGCCCAGUUAGAUGAAGUGAAAAUAAACCUGUGAUGCUGUCGAGAUAUAAAAUCUGGACGUGAUGGAGUGAAAAUUUCAACUUGGCUUUAUUUAUUUUGAGACCCACUGAUUUAAACAUGAUGAAUCUGCCUGAUGUUUAUUGUCUCAGACCCAGAUUAGGAUUAUAAUCACCGCACAGGUCCAAUUCUAACAGCAGGAGUGAAUUUAAUGGUGUUUAAAAGUUAAUUGGUGACGCCUUGACAUUUUGAAAUGUUGAUAUACUGUAUUUUCAGUAGUUUAAAAGACCACAGAACAGAUGUAUACUGCCCCCUGUUGAUCCACUAUGUAGCCUGUUGAAAACACUACAUCAACAUAUACAACAGGUAACCACUACCUGAGUCUUAGAUGUAUGAUCUCAUUUAACAUCAGACAUGCUUAUUUCCUAAUAUUGAAGCAAAGUGGCCUUUACAUAAAUUGGAAACAGAGACUUUGGAUCAUGAGCUACACAGUAAAAUGCAGCAGUAAAAAAACAUUGAUUCAUUAAGUUGUUAAACAUUUCAGGAUUUUUAAAUAUUUUGUGCAGCAAGUGCAACUCAAUGACGGAUGUGACUGUUUGAGGUCACAUCAGAAAUGUCAGUUCAAAAGAUUUUUUAGACAAGAUUUGUUUCCAUGCUCAUAUAAUCUCAGUGGCUUCUGGCAGUUUAUAAUUAAUAUUAACCUCCUGACCUAUAAAUGCUGUGUUGACAUGUUUAAAAACAGAUUUCAAAAUGUCAAGGUCACACUUUCACCGUAAAUCUAAUCUUAACCCUCACAAUUUAUCUCCUAAUCUCCCCAGUGUUACUGUUCGUAACAACAUGGUCACUUAACUAAUAAGGGGUUGUAUUUUGUUUUUGGUUUGAAAUGACACUUUAAUCUUCAUCACAGGUAAAUUUAGGAGCUGUUAUUGUUUACACCUGAUAUGUGAAGAUCAAGAGACUGUAGUGAUACAAGACAUUUGACAAAAGCUAUUUUUUAUAUUGACAAUUGAUGAUGAGAAAUACCAUGUUCAGUUUUUCUUUCUUUUGUGUUAAUUUGCACACCCACCCCUGUAAUAACAUCCCAGGGUGUUUUGGAACAGUCAUCAGUGGUUGAACAUACGCAGACUCCUCCAGCUGCAGCUGAGUGGGAGGUGUAGCUCGCCGAGAUCUUUUUUGGUAGAAAAUGAAUGUUUAGAGAUUUUUGUUUUGGAAGAGUGCGUUUGAUUUAUUAGACCAUGACGCUUCAUUUUCCACUCUGGAGAAACCCCAAUAUGUGAACUGUUUUAGUGGGUUUGGGUGGUCGCCUCAAAAGAUGAGCCUUUGUUGCAGAUGUUGUGCGAGUUCGUUGAAGAAGGACGUUACGUUUACCACCUUUUUCUUCAUGAGUCACUUUUUGUUCCUUUUGUACAUCCGGCCAGCUUCCCAGACGUGGAGUGAGUUAGUUUAAACUCAAGUGUUUCUAGUCUCACAGAUUGAGAGUAAAACAGUCCUGAAUUAAGUCCAUUCUAUUAAAAACGAUUUAAUAGCCUUAAGGCAGAUCAGGGCCACACCAAGACCAUGAGAGGUAAAAAAAAUUAGAUUUUCAAAGAUGUCAGACUUGAAUUCAGAUUAUCAAACUAGACAAAAAUCAACAAAAAUGCUUUUGCUAAUUUUUCGCAUUUGUUCCAGAUUCCCCUGCAAUUUUCAGGAGUUAAGUUCUUAUCCACCUUUUCACCUUUAAACUGGUUUAAAGAUCACUAUAAACUGUGUUUGCCCAUGUCUCGGAAACUGGAAGCUUGCUUCCAGAUGACCACCUUGACUUGAGAAUGUACAGUGCUGUAUGUUAAAGGUAGCAGUUCGAAGUCCAAAAGUCAAAGGAAGAGCCAACACUACAGAUUUUUUUUUUCUUUUCAGGUUUUUAAACAGAAUAUGCAGAAGUAUUGCAAAAAAAUAUCUGACAAUCAUCAGGGUUUUUUAGUAGGGAAUAAUGUGGCGAGUUCCCUGGCUGGCAAACAGUUUUCAAAAUAUCGCUGUUGGGUUUCGUUCCCCCGCUUUCUCUGGUUUUCAAAAUAAAGAUGAUUUCCUAUAUGCACAA
Molecule: messenger RNA, 5374 nt
Organism: Hippoglossus stenolepis (Pacific halibut)
Lineage: Eukaryota; Metazoa; Chordata; Actinopteri; Pleuronectiformes; Pleuronectidae
Gene: dnajc14
Product: DnaJ (Hsp40) homolog, subfamily C, member 14
Exons: 7
Coding region: 484-2454 (656 amino acids)
Molecular function (GO): dopamine receptor binding
Source: RefSeq, a predicted model, not a curated record